AAAGAGAGAGAGACACACAUGCAUCCUACACACACACACACACACACGCAUCAUACACGCACAAAAGGGAAAGAGACACACAUGCAUCCUGCACGCGCACACACACACACACACACACACACACACACACACACAAACAGUAUAUAUAGUUCCCAUCCUGUUCCUGUGUGAUCAGUUUAAUUAGCUGCUAUUGGAGAAUAAACAAUUGUUGACCAAUCAGAAUCAAGAAUUCUCCUGCAAUAAUAAUAUGCUAAUAUAUGUAUAUUUAUACUGGCCUCUGAUAUAUACUGGCCUCUAUAGAGGAAUAUAUUGACUAAUGGUCAUUACUGAGUCUUCAUCAGCUGUGACUGGAGAAUUGACCAAUCAGAAUCAAGUAAUCCAGUGUAAUAAUGUCAAUAACCGCUUGUUGGUUGUACAUCAUACAGAUAUUCAUUCAUUCUGGCCACAACACUGUAUUUAAAUCAGUAUAUUCACUAAUGGACAAGAUGAUUGGUAGAGUGUGUGUUAUUAGUUUACACUGGAAUGUCUUGAUUGGCCAAUCAGAAUCAAGUAUUCCUGUGUGAUAAUCUGCGAUAACUGGGUGUGUGUUAUCCUGCUGUUCACCUGAUGAUGGAACUGUACUGGGAAAUCCCACUAACCCAAAGGCUCGGCAUGUGAGUGUGUGUUCUGGAGGAGCGCUGUGAGGCUGAUCUUUCUCUAAUGUGUGCGAGUGCUCUGUGUGUUUGUGCUGGAGUAACCGGCCGGUUGUUUUAUGCUGAUCAUUAGCUAAAACAGACAAGCUGCUGCCCCUGGUUUCUCUGAGCCAGGACAAGAGUAGCGGGACCAACAUCCCAAUGAUAACUGAGCUGGUGAACGACUCGAAUGUGCAGUUUCUGGAUCAGGAUGAUGAUGAUGAUCCCGACACUGAGCUGUACCUCACUCAACCCUUCGCCUGCGGGACCGCCUUCGCCGUCAGCGUGCUGGACUCAUUGAUGAGUGCUACGUACUUCAAUGAUAAUAUCCUGACGCUGAUCCGCACGCUGGUGACGGGUGGAGCGACGCCGGAGCUGGAGGGUCUGCUGGCGGAGGAGAACGCUCUGCGUGGAGGAUACAGCACACCACAGACCCUCGCCAAUCGAGACCGCUGCCGCGUCGCCCAGCUGGCGCUUUACGACGGACCCUUCGCCGACCUCGGGGACGGUGGCUGUUACGGUGAUUUAUUCUGUAAAGCGUUGAAGACGUAUAACAUGCUGUGUUUCGGCAUCUACCGGCUGAGAGACGCUCAUCUGACCGCAGCGAGCCUCUGCACCAAACGCUACGUGAUCACGAACCCGCCGUAUGAGUUAUUAUGCACUUUAAUCCUCCAGUCUGAGCACGGCUGA
Molecule: messenger RNA, 1361 nt
Organism: Danio rerio (zebrafish)
Lineage: Eukaryota; Metazoa; Chordata; Actinopteri; Cypriniformes; Danionidae
Source: RefSeq, a predicted model, not a curated record